Microthlaspi erraticum is the source of this 240-nucleotide messenger RNA. The record is from the annotation of a GenBank genome assembly. Lineage: Eukaryota; Viridiplantae; Streptophyta; Magnoliopsida; Brassicales; Brassicaceae.
AUGAUCGAUGCGUUUGUAUUACAAAACAACAACGAGGCCGACAAAACAAAAGAGAUUGCUAUAGCUGAGACUACGAACAACUCCAUUAUACACGCUAAGGAAAUACAAGAACAGCUUGAAGAUGGAUCAAGACAUGGCGAUCUUAGUUACGUAGCCAGCAACAGAAAAGUGCCUCGUGGACCCGAUCCUAUACACAACAGGAGAGCAGGGAACUCAAGACGACCACCGGGAAGAGCAUAA